AUGUUUGAGGAGCAGGCGACCAAGGUCAAGAUCACGUCUGUGGUGAUCGUGGUGGGCAUGGCGGCGAUGCUGGCGGCGGUGGUGACCGACCACUGGGCCGUGCUCAGCCCCCGCGUGGAGAAGCUCAACGCCACCUGCGAGGCAGCCCACUUUGGCCUGUGGAGGCUCUGCAAGAAGAGCAUCUUCAUCGUGGAGGAGGACCCCAUGGGCAAAGGUUGCGGCCCCAUGAGCUUACCUGGAGCAAAGAACUGUUCCUACUUCAAACACUUCACAUCGGGGGAAGAGGCUGAAGUUUUCGAAGUCAAGACCCAGAAAGAGUACAAUAUCUCAGCAGCAGCCAUCGCCAUAUUCAGCCUGUUCUUCAUGACCCUGGGAACUGUCUGUGUCGUCUUCUCGUUUGGGAAGGGCCGUGACUACCUGCUCCGACCCGCCGGGAUGUUCUUUGCCUUCGCAGGCCUUUGCAUCAUCAUUUCCGUGGAGGUGAUGCGCCAGUCUGUCAAACGUAUGAUCGCCAGUGACGAGACCAUCUGGAUUGAAUACUACUACUCCUGGUCCUUCACCUGCGCCUGCGCCUCCUUCACUCUCCUCAUCCUCAGCGGAGCCGCCCUGCUUCUCAUCUCCAUGCCCCACAUGCCUCGUAAUCCCUGGGAGACCUGCAUGGACGCCGAUCCGGACACCCUAGAAUAG
Pleuronectes platessa (European plaice) is the source of this 687-nucleotide messenger RNA. It is a transcript of the gene cacng1b, whose product is annotated as calcium channel, voltage-dependent, gamma subunit 1b. The coding region runs from base 1 to 687 and encodes 228 amino acids. Lineage: Eukaryota; Metazoa; Chordata; Actinopteri; Pleuronectiformes; Pleuronectidae. Gene Ontology annotation, molecular function: voltage-gated calcium channel activity; calcium channel regulator activity. Gene Ontology annotation, biological process: regulation of calcium ion transmembrane transport via high voltage-gated calcium channel; calcium ion transmembrane transport. Gene Ontology annotation, cellular component: L-type voltage-gated calcium channel complex; membrane. The transcript has 4 exons. The record is from RefSeq and is a predicted model, not a curated record.